This is a messenger RNA of Penicillium waksmanii, 2079 nucleotides long. RefSeq lists its product as uncharacterized. The coding region runs from base 1 to 2079 and encodes 692 amino acids. Gene Ontology annotation, molecular function: dynein light chain binding; dynein heavy chain binding. Gene Ontology annotation, biological process: transport along microtubule. The record is from RefSeq and is a predicted model, not a curated record. Gene Ontology annotation, cellular component: cytoplasmic dynein complex. Lineage: Eukaryota; Fungi; Ascomycota; Eurotiomycetes; Eurotiales; Aspergillaceae. The transcript has 4 exons.
AUGUCGUCCAUGCAGCAGCGCAAGAAUGAGAUCCUGGCCAAGCGGGCUAAGCUUGCUGAGUUGAAAAAACAGCGCGACCUCCGUCAAAAGGAGUUCACCACCAACCGGUACAGUGUUGGAGAUGCUUCAGAGAUCGCUUCACCGGUUCCCAGUCAUUCUGGUAGCAGAGCUGAACUUGAUGAUUUGAUUUCGCGUCUGGUGGACCGUCCUGGGUCGGCUUCCCUUAGCCAUGGUGCUGAGGACCAGUCGCGCCGAGGAAGUCGGCCGACUUCAGUACUCAGCGCCAGCCAGUUGAGUGGAGAGAACGCGGAAACCUAUACCCCUUCGUCCAGACCUCAGUCCCAGUCUAUCGCCGUUCAGACUGUCGGGGACGAACCCUACACUGCCCCCACGCCCGAAGCUCAACCCCAAACCCAUGCCCCGCCGCCCCCUGAACCCAAACCAGAAGUCGUUACAUAUAGCAAGGGUGUCCAGACAGAUGGCCUAGACUUCCCAGAAGAUCCAGAUGAGUCGAUUGGUUCAGGUGAUGAAGAGCUCGCCGGAACUUCACGAUCGAACAAACGUCUUAGUCGGCGGGGUCGUGAGCGCGACGAGGAGAUCCGUCAAAAGAUUCGCGCCGAGAUUGAAGAGGAAUUGCAGGCGACCAACCAAACCGGGCAAGACGCUACGGCCGCACAGUCGUCAGACCUACGAUAUCCCAUGCGUACACUUGAGGAUGAUGAGCUCAAAGCUGUGACCUCAUCGGACGAUUUCCUGGAUUUUGUGGAGCGUUCCGCAAAGGUCAUUGAGCGGGCUCUCGAUGAGGAAUACGAUGUUCUUGCAGACUACGAAAUGGGUGGUAUAGAUGGAGACCUGGAAGAAGACGAAGAAACUGGCAAGAAAAGGAGGGGCAUUCGAGAGGUUUGCCAGUUUUGGGACGAGCGGUGGAGUAAGAAGCGCAUGAUCAGUGACAUUAGCUUCUCUCCUAAGUUCCCUGAGCUCGUGCUGGCAUCUUACACCAAGAACCCAUCUGCUCCCCAUGAGCCGGACGGUUUGGUGCAAGUCUGGAAUCAACAUUUGCAGUCACGCCCCGAAUAUGUUUUCCACUCUACCUCCGACAUUCUUACCGCCAAAUUCUCUCCUUUCCAUCCUAAUCUCAUUGUUGGAGGCUCAUAUUCGGGACAAGUCCUCCUAUGGGAUACUCGCUCCUCUCGCGCUGGCGGAGGUGCUCCCGUUCAAAAGACGCCAUUGACUGGAUCUGGACACACUCACCCUGUGUACAGUAUCUCUAUCAUUGGUACCCAGAAUGCGCACAAUAUUCUGACCUCUUCAACGGAUGGAGUGGUCUGUGGCUGGACAGUCGAUAUGCUUUCCCAGCCCCAAGAGUAUCUCGAGUUGACUACUCCCCCUCCAUCCAAGACGGAAGACCUUGCACCAACAACCAUGUCAUUCCCACAGUCUGACCCGACAUUCUUCAUUGUCGGUACCGAAGAGGGUGGUAUAUAUCCUUGCCACCGAUAUGAUCGCGCUGGGGCCAAGGCCGGCACAGACCAUCGCCUUGCCUACCGCGGCCACGCCGCCCCGAUCAUGUCAACCGCGUUCCACCCUGCUCGCGGCCCCGUCGAUCUGGGUGACUUGAUGCUGAGCUCCAGUCUUGACUGGAGUGUGAAACUUUGGCGUGUGCGGGCACCUGCCACAACAGCUUCUCCGCCGCGCAGGUCGUUUCACCCAUUCUGGACAUCACUCGUGAGGAUGUUGUAUACGACGCACGUUGGUCCCCCCCACCGACCUGGCGUCUUCUCUCUUGUUGACGGCGCCGGCAACUUGGAAGUGUGGGAUCUUUACACAGACACCGAAGUUCCAGUUGUACGCACUAGUCCAUCCCGUGGCUCCAAUGGCGGCAUCUCCCGUAGUCUUAACAAGGUUGCCUGGGAGGAACGCGAAGGCAGACGUCUCGCUACCGGUGGACUCAACGGCGUGGUUACGGUGUUUGAAGUGGGCAAGGGCCUGGGUGGUCCUUCUGAGGAGGUACCUGCUGAUGAGUGGACGGGCAUGAAACGACUAGUUGGAAAGCUGGAGCAGAAUGAUAGAGUUUCUUAG